AUGAGUCUCGAGACCACCGCGUACCUGCAGCGCCUCAGCGAGAAGCCGGAGCGCACUCGCAACUUCUGCAUGGUAGCGCAUGUGGAUCAUGGCAAGACAACAAUGAGCGACUACCUUGUCGCAAGUAACGGCAUCCUUUCACCACAGCUUGCCGGCGAGGUUCGCCUGCUUGACUCCCGCCCUGACGAACAGGAGCGGUGUAUCACGAUGAAGGCUAGUUCCAUUGCGUUGCGCCACAUACACAACGGAUCGGAGCACCUAUUAAAUCUUGUGGACUCCCCUGGGCACAUUGAUUUUUCGUGCGAAGUCUCCACGGCGAUGCGGCUGUGCGAUGGCGCCGUCGUCAUUGUUGAUGUGGUGGAUGGCGUCACGCAGCAGACGAGUGGCAUUCUGCGGCACGCGUAUCGUGAGGGUCUUUCCAUGUGUCUUGUGCUCAACAAGGUAGAUCUGCUCAUCGCCGUCCAGCAGCUGACACCGGAGGAGGCGUAUUAUCGCAUGCGCUCCAUUAUUGAAACAUGCAACGCCGCUCUUGCCGGCUUCGCUAAUCAGCUCAGGAUUCAGGAGGACGAGUGCGUCGCGCUGCAAGAUCGUGGUGACCCCAGCGACGACGUGUGGUUUUGCCCAACGAAGGGUAACGUGCUCUUUUGCAGCUGCUACGACGGUUGGGCCUUCGGUACUGCCUUUUUUGCCCAGCUCUACGAGAGCCGGCUUGGCAUUCCCCACCUGCAGGCGUGUCUGUGGGGCGACCACUACCUUGACGCCAAGACAAAGACAGUCCACACAACCCCGCGACGGGCGGGACAGCAGCCAUUGGCAGUGCAGCUAAUGUUGGAACCUGUUUGGAAGUUGUACUCAACCUUUAUUGAGGAGAACGAUAACAAGGAGCAGCAGCUUAAUAUGGCUGCAAAGCUAGGCGUUCCGGAAAAGGUGUGGAAUAAUCCCCGACGUGACGACAGAGGAAAGCUAAAGGCGCUGUUGUCGGCGUGGCUUCCGCUCGCCAAGUGUGUACUUAGCACUAUAAUCGAAAAGCUUGACUCUCCCGUCGUGGCGCAGCAGCGUCGUCUGCGGUACCUUAUUCCACGCCUGGAUGACGCGCCAGCUGCUGCGCGUGAGGCGUUGAUGGCGUGCUCAUCGGCCCCAGACGCCCCAUGUAUUGUGUACGUAUGCAAGCUCAUCGACACUCAGUUUCUUGUGGGCACAACCAUUGGGCAGGAGGGUUGUAGCGAUGAUGCGUUUAUUGGCUUUGCCCGUGUUUACAGUGGCCGCCUUCAACCUGGUCAGACGGUGUACGUUCACUCUGAAGACAAGAUUGUGGAGGCGGCAGUGCGCAAGGUGUUUCUCUUCCGCGGCACGGGCUUAGACGAGGCGGCGGAAGUGUGCAGUGGAACGCUCUGCGGCAUUGGUGGCCUCACACCAUACAUCAACAAGUACGCCACUCUUUCCUCGCUGGAGGGAGUACCGCCGUUCCAGCCGCUUGUGUUGCCGAGCACGUCAAUUGUGCGUGCGUCUGUAUUUCCAAAGGAUCCGAAGGACCUCUUUCCGCUGGUGCAGGGGCUGCGGCUGCUGUACAAGGUGGACCCGCAGGUGGAGGUAAGCAUCCUCCCCACCGGCGAGCACGUGAUCGGAACUGCCGGUGAAGUUCACUUGGAGCGCUGCCUGAGGGACCUCAUUGACACCUUCGCCCGCGUGGAGGUGGUAGCGUCUGAACCACUUGUGUCGUUCCGUGAAACGAUUGUGGCAGCGGGUGCCAACGCGAAGCCAAAGCUGCACACCGCCUCCACACUGGAUGGUGCAUUUUCUAUCACACUUCACGCCCGCUGCCUCCCGCCGGAGGUGUACGAAGUGCUGAAGGUUGACAACAGGAAUCACGGAUCCAAUACACAGGUGUGCCGGCAGGUGGAGACGGCUCUAAGGGUGAACAAACGUUGGGCGGCAGAGAUGCAGCAUAGCAUCGUUGCCUGUGGCCCUACAAAGCUCGGGUUCCUUGGUGUGGUGCUUCUGCUACACUUUGGCGAUGAGGCUACUGCGUCCGAGAAGGUGCAACUCUUUAACAGUUGGAAGGACUCCAUCACGGCCGGCUUCCAGGCUGCCGCGGAGAGUGGCCCGAUGGCGCAGGAGCCGCUGUUCAACACGGCGUUUGUCAUAACAGACCUCGUCAUUGACACCUCCACCGGCUUAACGGGUGGAAUGGUGUUGCCAUGCGUUCGCGAUGCCUGUCGUGCGGCGAUGGAGCUCCACCCGCGGCGUCUUGUGGAGCCUGUGUAUGAGUGCACCGUCUACGCUUCCGGUGCGACACAGGGGAGGAUCUAUAGCUCCCUCAGUCGCCGCCGCUCGGAGAUCAUCGAGGAGGUGCCAAAUGAGGGCAGUGACCUCUUCUACAUUCGUUGUUUCCUGCCAGCCGUUGAGGCGUUUGGGUUGCAAGAUGAGUUGCGCGUGGCAACGCAAGGCGCAUCAACGGCACAGCUGCAGAUGAGCCACUGGAGUGUGGUGGACGCUGAUCCGUACUUUGCUCCAACGACGAAGGAGGAGAUUGAGGAGCACGGCACAGAGAUGGCGACGAAAAACAUCGCGGAGCAGCUGCUCGAGCGUAUUCGUCGCCGCAAGGGUCUUCACCGUGAGCGGGUUGUGGAGAGCGCGGAAAAACAGAAGUUCUCUCUCAAGGGGGCGUAG
Messenger RNA from Trypanosoma grayi, 2670 nucleotides. Its product is annotated as putative elongation factor 2. Gene Ontology annotation, molecular function: ribosome binding; GTPase activity; translation elongation factor activity. The transcript has a single exon. The record is from RefSeq and is a predicted model, not a curated record. Lineage: Eukaryota; Euglenozoa; Kinetoplastea; Trypanosomatida; Trypanosomatidae. Gene Ontology annotation, biological process: cytosolic ribosome assembly. The coding region runs from base 1 to 2670 and encodes 889 amino acids. Gene Ontology annotation, cellular component: cytosol; ribonucleoprotein complex.